Molecule: messenger RNA, 2546 nt
Organism: Neoarius graeffei (lesser salmon catfish)
Lineage: Eukaryota; Metazoa; Chordata; Actinopteri; Siluriformes; Ariidae
Gene: tmem39a
Product: transmembrane protein 39A
Exons: 9
Coding region: 346-1797 (483 amino acids)
Biological process (GO): negative regulation of autophagosome assembly; negative regulation of autophagosome maturation
Cellular component (GO): endoplasmic reticulum membrane
Source: RefSeq, a predicted model, not a curated record
UAGGAGGACUCGGUUUGCCACGUCGGUUUGGUUUGUGUGUUGGAAAGAGAGCCGAACUGUAAUCAGUUACUCUGCUUAAACUUUAUAACUGCGCUGCGCUCCGGACGAUAAUAAUAAUUAUAAGAAACAGAAGUCUGUGUGACUCCGUUUCCACAUAAACAACACCCGGCUGUUUUUAAAAAGCAUCACCCGAGAAACAAAUGUUGGCUCUGGACUCCGAUUGACUGAUGCGUCCACUGCAUCCACUCAGAAUUGGCCUGGCUGCACUGGGGGAGGAGGCCGUGAAGACGUUGACGCUGGGAGCUGCUGGGAUUGUGCUGGUGGUCGGCAGUGUGCAAGCCGGACAUGCCCGGGGGCCGCAGGGGUCCGAGUAGACAGCAGCUGAGCCGCUCUGCCUUGCCCUCCCUGCAAACUCUGGUGGGGGGUGGCCUCAGCAACGGCACGGGCCACAGGAGCAGGAGCAGUAAUUCAUCGGGUCUGUCGGCUCCCCCACUCACGACCCUGAUUACGCCUGAGCCGGUGCGCCACUGCCGCAUCCCCGAGCUUCCUCUGGACAGCAGCUUGCUCUUCGAGUUCCUGCUCUUCCUCUACCUGCUGGUGGCACUCUUUGUGCAGUAUAUUAACAUCUACAGGACGGUGUGGUGGUAUCCUCACAUCCACCCUGCUGCCUCUACCUCGCUGAACUUUUACCUGAUAGACUACCACCUGGCUAUCUUCAUCACCGUGAUGCUGGCCAGAAGACUAGUAUGGACCAUCGUGUCCGAGGCCUCCCAGGCGAGCCCGUCUUCAUUCUUGCAGUACGCACUGCUCAUCGUGGCCCGACUCAGUCUCCUCACUCUGUGUGGUUGGAUUCUCUGUUGGACCCUCGUCAACCUCUUCAAGACCCACUCAGUGCUUAACCUGCUCUUCCUGGGCUACCCAUUCGGUGUGUAUGUGCCGCUGUGCUGCUUUCACCAAGAGGGUCGAACUCAGCAAGCGCCGACAGACUGCUCGUUUUCAGAGCAGGACGGGACGGACAGCUCUCUGCAGCGACCCAAGGACUUCUUGGCGCUUGUGCGUGAGAACCUGCGGGAGCAGUUCUUCAGCCCCACCCAUGUUCCCGCCCACACGUGCCCGCCCUCUCCGGAGCUCAUACGUAGUGAGGUGGAGGAGCUCAAGAGUGACUUUAACCGUCGCAUCAAAGAGGUGCUCUUCAAUUCGCUGUUCAGCGCCUACUACGUGGCCUUCUUACCGCUCUGUUUCGUCCAGAAAACACAGUACUAUGACAUGCGCUGGUCAUGUGAACACUUGAUCAUGGUGUGGAUCAACGCAUUCGUAAUGCUGAUGAGUCAGUUGCUCCCCCCCAGCUACUGCGACUUGCUGCACCGCUCAGCUGCACAUCUGGGCCGCUGGCAGCGACUCGAGCACGGCUCCUACAGCAACGCGCCACAACACACGUGGUCGGAGAACACGAUCUGGCCACAGGGGGUGCUAGUGCGACACAGUCGCUGUCUGUACAAGGCUGUGGGGCCAUAUAACGUGGCCUUACCGUCUGAUGUCUCACAUGCCAGAUUUUAUUUUCUGUUCCAUAAGCCAUUGCGGAUCCUGAACCUUCUGAUCGGGAUCGAGUCAAGUGUGGUGCUCUAUCAGCUGUACUCGCUGCUGCGCUCUGAGCGCUGGAAUCACACACUCUCGCUGGGCCUCAUUCUCUUCUGCAACUACUAUGUGCUGUUCAAGCUGCUGCGAGACCGCAUCGUACUGGGCAAAGCUUACUCGUACCCCCUGAACAGCAACAGCCUGGGCCUCAAGUCCCAGUGAUGUGUGCUGGAGGCUCUUUAGGGUAUUUUAUCAAAUGACUGUGAACUCCAGCUGGUAUUUCUUUUGAUACGGUUCUAUUUUCCUGCAACGUUUCUAUCUAUUUAAGAAAAUAUUUUAUUUUGUAUACUGUUACAUGAAUGAACGCAGGGCAUUACGUUUGCAUGACGUGAUGCCAUUUCUUCCCCUACAUAAAAGUUUUGGAAAAAAAAAAUACACUGGCUAAAGAAGCAGACGGGGAGAAGCGUCUAUGCUUUUUAGCCCGAGUCCCACAUGACGUCCAAAUUUUGCCAAAGAUGCUCUUAAAAGAAUAAAUAAAACAAAACCGCCAUUCAAGAGCUUCAGCUGCCCACUGUAGAUGGAGGUCUGAGAAGUGGAUGAAAUUCAGUCAUGUAUAAUGAAUGCUGUAUUAAUUCUCUUCAUUGCAUUACUGUAUUUUAUGAUUAACUGUUUAGCGUGAUAUUGAUGCAUUUUUUUUCCAGACUCCACUUUUUUUUUUUUUCCUAUCGCCACAGCAUUUUGAAGCUUAAUAGAUGCCACUUUGUUUCCUGUUUAUUUAUGUUCAUCUCCGUGCCAAAUCCCAGGAUGCUGUUGGAGCCUACCUUUUGCCAUUAUUUUCAACAUGGUUAAUGGCUAUGGCUGCAUAGAUACUGGGUGGGGGCCAUAAUCUGUCAAAUUUGCAGUAUUUGACACAAUGCAGCAUUAUUUCAGAAUGCCAUGGCAUCCAGAAUAAAACAAGAAAACUUCUCCCA